AAAGAAAAUUUAAAAUAUGUACUGAGCUCAGUUUUCGGAACUUAGUUGUGUUCACUCUAAAGUCAAUAUGAAGUUCUACUUGGUUCUCGUUUUGGCUUUGACUACUGCAGUUCUGGCAGAAGAGGACGAUGUUGAGAUCGCUCGCCAAGCUAUGGAAAACCCUGACCUCUUCGGUGGUGACAUGGACGGUGUCGAUCCAUACGAUCCAGAUAAAAAUGGUAUGAAAGAUGAAAGGUAUAGAUGGCCUGAAGGAAAAAUUCCUUACGAAAUUGAUUCUUCCUUAGAGGAACAUAAGGAUGUCCAUUCAAAAGGCAAUAAACCACUACCAUGCUACCACAUGUGUUCGCUUCAUCCCUCGGACAACAGAAAAGGACUACGUCAGAUUUUUCAAAGGACAAGGAUGCUACUCUCGCAUGGGAAGACAGGGAGGACCACAAGUAUUGUCUUUGGGUAGAGGUUGCCAUAGUGUAGGAGUGAUCGUUCACGAGAUGGGUCACGCUUUAGGAUUUUACCAUGAGCAGAACAGAUCAGAUAGAGAUGAAUACCUCAUAGUAUACCUCUAUAAUGUCAAAGACGGGAUGCAUUUUAAUUUUCAGAAACUGCACCCAUCUCAGAACAUACUCUAUAAUAAAUUCGACUAUGAUUCUAUUAUGAUCUACGGGAACACAGCUUUCUCUAAAGACGGAAAAUCGCCAACGAUGGUCGCAAGAAACGGUCAGAAGCUGCUUUAUGCGUGGGACAAAAGUGGGAUGAAUAAGUCCGACAUUGAACGUGUCAAGAUGAUGUACAAGUGUCCUUAAUCGUAAAUAAGCUAUUUUCAUGUAGUGUAAUGCGAAUGAAAAUGCAAUUUAACUGUGCUUUGUAAUAAUUUAAUGAAUACUAAUGUAACACAUGAUUUUAUGUAUUUAGCAUAAAAUUUCUUGUUAUAAUAAAAUUAAGUAUCAAAAUCCGGGUACCAUUAAAACUGA
This is a messenger RNA of Stegodyphus dumicola, 968 nucleotides long. RefSeq names its product astacin-like metalloprotease toxin 5. The record is from RefSeq and is a predicted model, not a curated record. Gene Ontology annotation, biological process: proteolysis. Gene Ontology annotation, molecular function: metalloendopeptidase activity; zinc ion binding. Lineage: Eukaryota; Metazoa; Arthropoda; Arachnida; Araneae; Eresidae.